ACCGUCGUAAACUAGAAUUUCCCUACGGCUUCUUAGCUUUACGAUGGCAACAAGUAUGGCGGCUGCUAGUGGUAGAUUUGAAAGUGCGAAGAGUAUCGAAGAGCGGAAGGAACAGACCCGAAAUGCCAGGGCCGAGGUGUUGCGCCAGGCCAAAGCCAAUUUUGAAAAAGAAGAAAGGCGUAAAGAACUUAAGCGACUUCGGGGUGAGGAUACAUGGAUGCUACCUGAUGUGAAUGAGCGACUCGAACAAUUCUCACAGGAACACUCUGUGAAGAAAAAGAAGAAAAACAAGCAUUUAAAAAAAGCAAAGAAAGAGAAGAAAAAAAAGAGCAAGAAACAGAAGUAUGAAAAAAACAAUGAGUCAUCUGAUAGCUCAUCAAGCUCUGAAGAUGAGUGGGUUGAGGCUGUUCCAUCCCAGACUCCUGACAAGGAAAGGGCCUGGAAAGUGAAAGAUGAAAAGUCAGAAAAAGAUGACACCCAAAUUAUCAAGAGGGAUGAGUGGAUGACUGUUGAUUUUAUGUGUGUUAAAACUGUGUCGUCAUCAUCACUCAAAGCUGAAAAGGAAACUAUGAGGAAAAUAGAGCAAGAGAAAACCCAAGCACUUAAACAGUCCAAACUGAUGGAAAGAGAAUUGAAUCCGUACUGGAAGGAUGGUGGGACAGGUCUUCCACCCGAAGACUGUGGUGUGUCGUCGAUUACUAAAGUUUCAGUGGUAGAAGAUGGUGGAUUAAGCUGGCUAAGGAAGUCUUAUCUAAGAAUGAAGGAACAAGCUGAGAGACAAAAUAGAAACUUUGAGGACAUUGUAGCCGAAAGAUAUGGGUCAAUGGAAAUAUUUCAGUCGAAAUUAGAAGACGCUGAAAAAGCUGCAUCCACGAAAGAAGAUUAUAGACGGGAGCGGUGGAGGAAACCCACAUAUUCAGAUAAAGCACAAACUUGUCAGGAAAGUAGAAAAUCAGACUUAGUAAAAUAUGAUAACAGUUCAAGGGAUAGAUACGCUACAACAGAUACUGCAAAAAAUAGCAAUAAUGAUAAAUUUAUUGGUGAUGAAAAGGAUAAGAGACCUGGGUCUUUAGAAACAUGUGGAAGAGAAUCUAACCCAAGGCAAAAUCAAGAGUUUUCUUUUGGCAAUUUGAGAGCUAAAUUCUUAAGACCCUCUGAUGAUGAAGAGCUGUCAUUUCACAGCAAGGGCAGAACAUUUGAACCACCUAGUUCAUCUUCAGCAUUGGUAGCUCAGGGCUCUUUGCGUAGUGGUUUUAGAAAACCCACCGAGAACAGUGAAGAAAGAUUAACAUCAUGGAGUCACUCUGAUGGGAGAGGAGGCAAGAAACAUUCAAAUCAAAAGCCACUGGAAACCAGUACUGAUGAAUACCAGCGUGUUCCAGAAGAUACGAGAGAAAAAUCACAAGAUGAAGACUUGAGAGGUGACCCUCCAAAAAAAGAACAUCUACAGGACACAAAGUCUACAUUUGCUGGAAGUCCAGAGCAUGAGUCCAUUCAUAUCCUGAGUGUUGAUGAGAAGAACAAGUUGGGAGCCAAGAUUAUCAAAGCAGAGAUGAUGGGGAAUAUGGAAUUAGCUGAACAACUUAAAGCUCAACUUGAAAAGGCAAAUAAAUUCAAAGAAACUGUAACACAGACACCAAAAAAAUCUGGGGUAGAGAAUGAAGACCAGCAAGAAGUAAUCCUUGUCAGAACAGAUCAGUCUGGAAGAGUAUGGCCUGUGAACACACCCGGAAAAUCUCUGGAAUCACAAGGAGGAAGAAGAAAGAGACAGAUGGUUUCAACCCAUGAGGAAAAAGAAAGGGUCAGAUACUUUCAUGAUGAUGAUAAUCUAAGCCUAACUGAUUUGGUCAAAAAUGAAAAGAUGGGAACAGCAGAAAAUCAAAACAAGCUCUUUAUGAGAAUGGCAUCUAAGUUUAUGGGAAAAACAGAUGGAGACUAUUACACCCUGGAUGACAUGUUUGUCUCCAAAGCAGCUGAGAGAGAACGUCUUGGUGAAGAGGAAGAGAACCAACGGAAAAAGGCUAUUGCCGAACAUCGGAGUCUUGCUGCACAAAUGGAAAAAUGUCUGUAUUGUUUUGACAGCUCUCAAUUUCCCAAGCAUCUUAUUGUUGCAAUAGGUGUUAAGGUUUAUUUAUGUUUACCCAACGUACGGUCUCUUACUGAGGGACACUGCCUGAUAGUCCCUUUGCAGCACCAUAGAGCAGCUACUUUAUUGGAUGAAGACAUCUGGGAGGAGAUCCAGAUGUUCAGAAAAUCAUUGGUAAAGAUGUUUGAAGAUAAAGGAUUAGACUGCAUCUUUUUGGAAACUAAUAUGGGCAUGAAGAAACAGUACCACAUGGUUUAUGAAUGCAUUCCUCUCCCCAAGGAAGUGGGCGACAUGGCUCCCAUCUAUUUUAAGAAAGCCAUAAUGGAAUCUGAUGAAGAGUGGUCCAUGAACAAGAAGUUGAUAGAUCUCUCUUCCAAAGAUAUCAGAAAGUCUGUACCCAGAGGGUUACCUUACUUCUCUGUGGAUUUUGGCCUUCACGGAGGGUUUGCCCAUGUCAUUGAAGAUCAGCACAAAUUCCCUCAUUACUUUGGAAAGAGGACCAUCUUCUGCAAUGAGUAGAAAUGUCUCAAGAGGACUCUCAACUCCAGAGGUUUGACUCAACACUUUUUAAUGCUCUUGAUCUUAAUGGUUUAACCAGCGUAACAAAGUUACAUGCAUCUUUGAACUGUUGCAACGUGUUACAGAAAGUUGUUUGAGAGGUGUUCAGAAUUUUUUUUUAACUAGAAGGAAAUGUUUUCCCACUGUUCUGAAAAAUCCUGUUGUUACUCAAUAGAGCUUUAUAACUAGAAACUCUAUGGCUGGAUUUAUUAAAAACAAAAACGAAACAAACAAAAAAACUUGGUCCAAGAAAAAAGAAAGUUAAAAUAUCCAGUUUUUAAAAGUUGUAUAUAUUAAACUGGGAGAUUGCCCUCUCUUCACAUAUUAUUCAUGCAUUCUGGUUUAUAUGAUACAGUUUUGGAGUUAAAAGUAAAUUUUCUCUGUCAGCAUUGUGUCACUGAGCCAUUUUCCUCAAAAUUUGCUUUUUAAGAAAUAGCCUGUGGGCUCGAGACCUCCCUGCAGUCUGCUGCUGAAGCAGUUCAGAGAGCUAGAAGAGAUUAUGGGGGCAGUCUUUCCAUUAACAGCUGCUUUGAUAGCAGAACAAGAGUCAAGCUUAUAUGGUACAGAUAAGACAAACCUUGGUAUUUUAUAGACAAUUUUAGGUUAACUUUUAUAAGCUAGUCUUUCUUAAACUACAUUGUUUAUUUGGACCAAUGCUGAGAAGCUCUCGAACUAAAUCUAAAUUUGCCCCAUUUCUCUUUUCUACUAUCUCUGUUGACCCCUUUAUUUCCCUUCCCUGAUGAUAGGAGGUUCCCUUUUCCAUGAAGCAUCUCUUGGUCUAUCCAACAACUAGAGUUUUGUUUUGUUUUGUUUUGUUUUUGAGUCUCCAAAUGGUCUGCUUUGGCACUUACCUUCUACUUUAUGAGACAGUCUGUUGCACAGCUGGAUUAUUACGGCUCCCACCACAGCUCCAGAUUCUAUUCUGUCUGAAGACAACAGUGUGUUAUCUCUGUAUCCCCUACAACAUAAAUGCCAUUUGCUUCUGCAUAGUAGGUCCCCAAGUAAGAUGAAGAACCUGCAUCUGAAAGAUUAUGUGCUUUGUGCAGGAUCUCACCACACAGUCCAGUGGAGCUAGACUGACUACGCAGAAUUUGAUCCUUAGUCUGUUUUUUGUUGUUGUUGUUUUGUUUUUUGUGUUUUUUUUUCUUUGUUACCAUACUGCCCUCCCUCUAAGCAUGUAAGCAUUAGGAGUCUCCCCCAUGUCUUUCUUACAUGGAUACUCACAUGACUAAAUUUGAUUUAUUUCUAUAGCUAACAGCACAGGAAGAGGAUCAUGAAGGAAAUCAAAAAUAAUACGCAGAUAACCAAAAAGCCAUUUAUUACAGGACUUGAGAAUGUGAUUUUUUAAAUGAAAGUAAUAUAUAAUUUUUAAUUCUAUUGAUAGGUUUACUUAGACUAGUAUUACAAUAGGAUUUUGUUUCCUGAAAAAAAGAUUUCCUGCUAAUAGUGGAAGAAACUAAUUUAUAAAUAUACUUGGUAGCAGAGAGAGAACAUUAGCCUGGGUUUCACCUGCAGUUGAGCAAUAAAGUUAAUAAUUGCUACAAGUUGAUUAACAUUUUUGCAGAAUUGUUUACUGGAGCCUCUAAUAGAGAUCAAAUUAAUUAAAUUUCACUUUUUCUGCCUCCCCUUUGUUACCAUCUAGUAGAUGUGCUAAUAAGCAACAAAAUGGACAAAUUGCUUGAUAGGAGGUGCGGCUAUCUUGGACUCUUAGAAUCACACGGUUUGCAUAGUUAGAAUUAAUUGAAAACAUUUUUUUAACUUCAACUAGUAUUUAUGCUUGAACAUUGUCAUGGAGAACUACUUGUUAUAUUUUAUAGCAGAAUAAACAGAAGUAGUUUAUGUUUUCGUUAUUUAUACAUGCUUGUGUUUGUGCUUUUCUCUUUCUUUAAAAGGAAAUCAUAGGUGGGAUGCUGGAUAUAGAACCAAGACUUUGGAGGAAAGGCAUCCGAGAAAGCUUUGAGGAUCAGAGGAAAAAAGCACUGCAGU
Molecule: messenger RNA, 4630 nt
Organism: Cercocebus atys (sooty mangabey)
Lineage: Eukaryota; Metazoa; Chordata; Mammalia; Primates; Cercopithecidae
Gene: CWF19L2
Product: CWF19-like 2, cell cycle control (S. pombe)
Exons: 18
Coding region: 44-2605 (853 amino acids)
Biological process (GO): mRNA splicing, via spliceosome
Cellular component (GO): post-mRNA release spliceosomal complex
Source: RefSeq, a predicted model, not a curated record